AUGGAAAGUGAACACAAUGUACAACAAAACCAGAAUCUCUCUCCUGAGCAAAUCGAAGAACUGUACCAGCAAUUUGCCGCUCGAUUUCGAAUCGAAGAAGAACAACGAAAACACUAUCAACUUAUCCUCCCAGAGGCCAUUCAGACAGACCUGGAAGAGGCUCCCAAAUUGGAGAUGCAGUCAAACAUCAAAAAACACAUCCGUGAUCUUCCCAACUACGAAGGAGGUGACUGGACAAUCAAUGAGACAAUCAAUAAAGAGUUUACACCUGACAUCAAGCGAUUCCAGAUCGAUGCUUACCAAGCCCUUCAAAGUCGUUACAAAGAUGCGGAAAGAAUCCGCAACACAGCAAAGGCAGCCAUAGAUAUCUACGAAGACUUGGUCUACAUAUCCACGCAUAACACAGAUCCAACCGCUUUCGCAAACAUCAUCGAAAAAGCAAGGAGAUGGGCGAUUUAUGGCUUCAUCACAGCAAGGGAUAUCGAUAGAGAAGCACGAGAUUUGGCCAUUAAAGCACUUAAACUUCCUUCCACUCUUAAAUAUCUCGAAACAAGUCAAGAGGAAAACAAACGAAUGGCAUUCUCUCCCGAGUCUGUCAAGGAGAUUGCCCAAGCCAGAUUCGAAACAGCUCUUUUACAACGAGCAGCCAACAGUCGGUUCACGAGUUAUAGACAGGGGUACAACAACCCCCGAGGCUCAGCUCAUCGAGUUAGAGGACAGGGAAGAGGACGAUAUUUUUUUGGAAGAACCAAUUACAAACAACAGCAACCAACAGAGAAGCUCCAACAUACGAAUUCAAACCCAGCAAGCCAACAGCAGUAA
This is a messenger RNA of Rhizopus microsporus ATCC 52813, 822 nucleotides long. RefSeq lists its product as uncharacterized. The transcript has a single exon. NCBI's taxonomy places the organism in Eukaryota, Fungi, Mucoromycota, Mucoromycetes, Mucorales, Rhizopodaceae. The record is from RefSeq and is a predicted model, not a curated record. The coding region runs from base 1 to 822 and encodes 273 amino acids.